GUGAAUGAUUUGAUUAAUCUUAAAGGACGACUAUCAAAGAAGAAUCAUAACAGGCCGUGGUACGUGUCACGUGCCUUUCAGCUGACGAAACAACUGUGUACCGCCAAAAUUCAACCGAACCUGACCUGACUUAAACAAGCACUUUCCUAUAGUUGGACUUCAACCCACAAUCAAAAGGCCACGGUUUUGGCACUGAACUAAGAUCGAGGGUGGCCGAGAUAUAAGAGAAUUUCACGAAAGCAACAACGAAAAAUGUCCGAAAACGUUAGCCCCAUAAAAUAUUUUCUCAGUGGAGGAUUUGGAGGGGUAUGCACUGUAAUUGCUGGACAUCCUCUGGACACAAUAAAAGUCCGUCUCCAGACUAUGCCAAAAAGUUUACCCAAUGAAUUACCUCUUUACUCCGGGACCUGGGACUGUGCCAAGAAAACUGUAUCGAAAGAAGGUUUUCGAGGACUAUACAAGGGUAUGGGAGCACCUUUGACCGGCGUUGCUCCAAUCUUUGCAAUCAGUUUCCUUGGAUUUGGAGUUGGGAAGAAGAUUCAGCAGAAAACUUCUGAUGAAAAGUUAGGCCUCUCUCAAUUAUUCUUCGCAGGAGCUUUCAGUGGUGUUUUUACAACAGCAAUCAUGGCUCCUGGUGAACGUAUAAAAUGCCUAUUACAAAUCCAACAUGCUGAAGCUAUACCAAAGUAUAACGGUCCUGUAGAUUGCGUUAAACAAUUGUACAGAGAAGGUGGAAUGAGAAGCAUCUACAAAGGGACCUGCGCCACGUUAUUGAGAGAUGUACCGGCCAGCGGAAUGUAUUUCAUGACUUACGAAUGUCUGCAAAGAUGGUUGACCCCGGAGGGAGGAAAAUUAGGUCUUUUGUCAACUAUUUUUGCUGGUGGCAUGGCCGGUAUUGCAAAUUGGGCUGUUGGUAUGCCACCAGACGUUCUAAAGAGUAGAUUACAGACCGCACCGGAGGGUACUUACAGGAAUGGAAUACGUUCGGUAUUCUCUCAGCUGAUGAAGGAAGAAGGACCUCGAGCCCUCUACAAGGGCUGUGUUCCGGUAAUGCUAAGAGCAUUCCCUGCCAACGCAGCCUGCUUCCUUGGUUUUGAAUUAGCAAUGAAUUUCCUCAACUUAGCAGCUCCGAAUUUAUAACGACAGGUAGCCAACCAAUUAUAAAUAUUAUCGGUGUUCAUCUGACCCCUAAAAACUGCCUUUAUUUACAAAACAGAUAGAUAGUAUAACGUGAUUUUAAUAUGUACGAUGGCUGAUUAGAUGAGUAAGAAUAAGUAUGCAAUAAUGAGCGCUCGACAGAGAGCACACGAUAGAUUUUACAAUUUUUUAAUCACCGGUAUACUGUAGAAAAGGUAUGUAAGCCAUGCUCUUUAUCGAAUUGAAUAAAUUGUACAUAUUUUAUGAUCUCCUAA
Athalia rosae (coleseed sawfly) is the source of this 1412-nucleotide messenger RNA. It is a transcript of the gene colt, whose product is annotated as congested-like trachea protein. The record is from RefSeq and is a predicted model, not a curated record. Gene Ontology annotation, cellular component: mitochondrial envelope. The transcript is spliced from 6 exons. NCBI's taxonomy places the organism in Eukaryota, Metazoa, Arthropoda, Insecta, Hymenoptera, Athaliidae. Gene Ontology annotation, molecular function: O-acyl-L-carnitine transmembrane transporter activity. Gene Ontology annotation, biological process: mitochondrial transport; carnitine transmembrane transport. The coding region runs from base 253 to 1140 and encodes 295 amino acids.